AUGAGCAAUUUAUAUCAAAAGGAUUUGUUUGACAUCAAUGAUAAUAUUAUUCUCGUGUCUCAAUUACGUUCUGAUGCAAAAUCAGGAGAUAUAUUUGAAGCGCAGGUAGAAAACCAACCUAGAGUCGCUAAUUUUAAUUUUGGAAGAUUAGGGUUGGAAAUGGAAAAUGUGAACAUUACAAG
Molecule: messenger RNA, 182 nt
Organism: Funneliformis geosporum
Lineage: Eukaryota; Fungi; Glomeromycota; Glomeromycetes; Glomerales; Glomeraceae
Source: the annotation of a GenBank genome assembly